GAUCUGUGACGUAGUGCCUCCGCUGCUGCAGGGGGGGUUUCCAUCAUGGCGUCGAUGCAGAAAAGGCUGCAAAAGGAAUUAUUAGCCAUGCAAAAUGAUCCACCCCCAGGAAUGACACUCAACGAAAAAAGUGUACAAAACACCAUCACACAGUGGAUUGUAGACAUGGAGGGAGCGUCUGGCACACUCUAUGAAGGAGAGAGAUUUCAGCUGCUUUUCAAAUUUAGCGGUCGAUAUCCUUUUGAUUCACCUCAGGUACGUUUCUCUGCAGGUGUGUGUGGGUGUUUCUCAAUGUCGAGUAGAGCUGCUCCAGAGCCUCUGUUUCCAGCACACUACGUCAUCGAGUGCCGCCGAAGGACUGUUCCAAUGUCCAGCAUACUUGGAAUUCUACCGAGCCCGACGUACUUCGUUNAGCUGUGA
Notothenia coriiceps (black rockcod) is the source of this 420-nucleotide messenger RNA. RefSeq names its product ubiquitin conjugating enzyme E2 W. The record is from RefSeq and is a predicted model, not a curated record. The transcript has 3 exons. The coding region runs from base 46 to 420 and encodes 124 amino acids. Lineage: Eukaryota; Metazoa; Chordata; Actinopteri; Perciformes; Nototheniidae.